UCAUUCAUGCAAAUGUCAAUGUCAAACGAUAAAUAAAGGCAAAAAAAACCUGAAGGCUGACCGCUGAAUUCGAAGAUUAGAUUUUGCGCACAAAUAGGUACCAUAAAAUUAAAAAAAAUUAACAUCUUUUAAAAUAAGAUAAGAAAAUGGGUUUAUUGAAAAAGACUACGGGCCUAAUGGGCUUAGCGGUGAACCCAAAUCCCCAUCAUACACUUGGGGCACUAUAUGGUAAAAUUCUUAGAACACUGCAAAAAAUGCCCGAGCAAUCGGUGUACAGAAAAUAUACAGAACAAAUUGUCAAAGAGAGGGCUGCAGUUCUUCAACAGACCAAGGACAGCUAUGAGAUAGAAAAUAAAAUAAAUUGUGGGCAAGCUGAAGAAUUAAUUAUACAGGCUGAAAAUGAGUUGAAUUUAGCUCGCAAAAUGCUUACUUGGAAGCCAUGGGAACCACUAGUGUCUAAACCUCCUAAGGGUCAGUGGGAUUGGCCCCCUACUAAAGCUUAAAUUUAGAAAUUUUAUUAAAUAACAUGUAGACACUUAUCCUGAAUUCAUCAAAAAAAUAAACAAACAUCAGAGUUAGAAAAA
Colias croceus (clouded yellow) is the source of this 584-nucleotide messenger RNA. It is a transcript of the gene ND-13B, whose product is annotated as NADH dehydrogenase [ubiquinone] 1 alpha subcomplex subunit 5. Gene Ontology annotation, biological process: respiratory electron transport chain. The record is from RefSeq and is a predicted model, not a curated record. Bases 147 to 503 code for a protein of 118 amino acids. Lineage: Eukaryota; Metazoa; Arthropoda; Insecta; Lepidoptera; Pieridae. The transcript has 3 exons.